This is a messenger RNA of Malurus melanocephalus (red-backed fairy wren), 723 nucleotides long. RefSeq names its product zinc finger protein 397-like. The record is from RefSeq and is a predicted model, not a curated record. Lineage: Eukaryota; Metazoa; Chordata; Aves; Passeriformes; Maluridae. The coding region runs from base 1 to 723 and encodes 240 amino acids. Gene Ontology annotation, molecular function: DNA-binding transcription factor activity; RNA polymerase II cis-regulatory region sequence-specific DNA binding. Gene Ontology annotation, biological process: regulation of transcription by RNA polymerase II. The transcript is spliced from 2 exons.
AUGGAGGAGGAGGCUGCAAAGAAGGGGAAGACAUCCCAGGACCCCCAGGCAGACAAAGAGCCGAGGAUGGAGAGCAAGGAAGACAAAUACCCCCAUCAGAACCUCGUGGAAGGGGCCAUUCUGAGCGGCUCCACAGCACAGGAAUCCAAUAGAGAGGAAACGCCACAGAGAUUGCACAAAAAGAGGGGCCCCAAACUCAGGCCACGGUGCUCUGAGGGGAAAAGACCCACCCUGUGUCAGGAAGGCACCCAGAGCUUCAGCCGGGGCUUGGAGCUGGGGGUCCAUGAGCAGCUUCACGCUGGGGAGAAACCCUACAAGUGCUUGGAGUGUGGGAAGAGCUUCAGCAGGAGCACCCGCCUGCUCCAUCACCGGCUGAUCCACACCGGGGAAUGGCCCUACGAGUGUGGGGAAUGUGGGAAGGGCUUCAGCUGCAGCUCUGAACUGAUCCACCACCAACGCAUCCACACUGGGGAGAGACCAUAUGAAUGUUCUGAGUGUGGGAAGAAGUUUUCAACGAGCUCCAGUCUUCUCAAACACCAGCGCAUUCACACAGAGGAGAGGCCCUUCCAUUGCCCCGACUGUGGGAAGGGCUUCAAGCAAAACUCCCACCUUGUCAGACACCAGCGCAUCCACACAGGGGAGAGGCCCUACGCUUGUCCUCAGUACUGGAAGAGCUUCAGCCAGAGCUCUAACGUGACCAAACACCAACACCGGCACCCGUAA